AUGUCUUCGGCCAAGUUCACCUCACCCCCACCCGUUCAACCCGACUCUGUACCUGUUGCCCUGUCGUUCGCGCACAACUGCGACAACCGAGUCGCCGUAAUUACGCUGAACGCCCCGGAAAAGCUCAACGCUCUGGGCUGGGCUGACUACAAAUGUAUCACGCAAUGCUUGGAAUGGAUCGCUUUGCAACCGGAUAUCCUCGUCACGAUUUUCACUGGCAAGGGACGAUACUUUUCCGCAGGAGCCAACGUCAAGGAUCCCUCACGCACUCUGCCGGACCACGUGGCGAAAGCGGACACCAACACGGCGCAUGGCAAAGCGACUGUAGCCGAUUUUUACGGCGCACGUGCACAAGCUGGUCAAGGUAGACUGGCACUGGCGCUGCGAAAGCAUCCCAAGAUCUUGAUCGCCGCUCUGAAUGGACCCGCUGUGGGACUGUCAGCGGCAAUCUUGAGUCACUGUGACCUGGUGUAUGCGUACGACGACUUUUUCUUGUUCACACCGUUCAUGUCGCUCGCUCUCGUAGCUGAGGGCUUGACGUCGGUCACUUUUAUCAAAAAGAUGGGCCUUGGUAGAGCAACAGAAGCGCUGUUGGAAGGCCGAAGAAUGACAGCAAGUGAUCUCGAGCAAAGUGGAUUCAUCACCAGGCUGUACUCGAAGCCAGCUGGAUUUCAUGCCAAAGACAAGCUUGCUACUCCACCCAUCCUGGACCAUGUGCUGCAGCAUGUGAGGGACAAGUUCUUGUUUCCCAACUACAGCGCGUUUUCCCUGCUGUACACGAAAAAACUGCUCAACGAUGCAGCGUAUGCUUACACCGGUCUCGACGCCGUCAAUCAGGCUGAACUCAGAGGUGCAGAAUCCGUGUUUGCAUCAGGAGCUCCUCAGAAACGAUUCGAAAACAUCGCCGCUGGCGCACGUCACAAGCUCUGA
Messenger RNA from Mycosarcoma maydis (corn smut), 930 nucleotides. RefSeq lists its product as uncharacterized. Gene Ontology annotation, biological process: fatty acid beta-oxidation. The record is from RefSeq and is a predicted model, not a curated record. NCBI's taxonomy places the organism in Eukaryota, Fungi, Basidiomycota, Ustilaginomycetes, Ustilaginales. Gene Ontology annotation, cellular component: peroxisomal matrix. The coding region runs from base 1 to 930 and encodes 309 amino acids. The transcript has 2 exons.